AUGGACAACGCUCAGCCUCUCAAGUGGGUCAUUCGGCCGCCAUCGCAGAAUGCAAAUACUCACCGAUCAUCCGACAUAGCGCGUUUUAUUUCGAGCACGUUGCAGGCCCAGACACCGCCACCCAUUCCGGUUCACCUUCCAGCCCUCUGCUUCCAGCGACGGACGGCCCUCAAUAUCCGGGAGGACCAGCACCCAUCAUGAUGUUCCCUGCAUUCCUGACUAUUCCCUAUGAUAUUGGCUACUCCCCCGCAGACCGCCGCUGCUUGCUCGAUGCAUUCGCGGACCUUGUCGACUCGUCCGCGGAAUUGUCGCCAGAGGUCGAGGGCAUUCUGCAUGAUGUUCGCGCCUUCGUACUCUCGCGCGUAUACGCCGCACCCCCCUCGAUAGGGAGUCCCUUAGCCCGUUCGUUGACGACAGAGGACCAUAACGGCGACAUCAGCGGCCUAGACAACCACGCCGAAGAGACAUCCAGCGAGGGGAAAAUAUGUCACUUCAACGGCUGCCAUGGGGCCUUUGAAGACACGACGACAGCAGGGAUCACCAAUCAUUUGCUGGAAAAUCACUUCAAGGACAAUCGUACGUCAUGGGAGACGUCAGACGAGAGAGUACACUGUUUGUGGAGGGACUGCCGGUGCCGCGGUACGCUCAAAAAGCGCAGUCUCGCAAGACACAUUGGCACAACUCACUUGAAGACGACGGAAGUACCGUGUGACGUGCCGGGGUGCGGCGCCGUAUUGAGUAGGGAGGAUGGUCGUAAGAGACACAUGAGGACCGUGCACGGUACGGCGGGCACGCCUCAAGAUUGAGCAACAGCGGCAAAUUCACGAGAGCAACAUGAUUCAUGGUCCCUCAAGUAUCUUAGAACCGUUUAAUGUCUUCUUGUAUCCAUUCAUCAUUGCGAUCGAUGGUCGUCCGCAUAGCCUCUCGCGAUCCCACUGCGGCCUUGCUCGAGAAUACUCGGCGCGUCUUUUCCAACCCUGGUCUCCAAGCCUCGGAACGUGCGAUUCUGGAGAAAUUGCCC
Rhodofomes roseus is the source of this 1021-nucleotide messenger RNA. RefSeq lists its product as uncharacterized. Bases 198 to 806 code for a protein of 202 amino acids. The record is from RefSeq and is a predicted model, not a curated record. The transcript is spliced from 3 exons. NCBI's taxonomy places the organism in Eukaryota, Fungi, Basidiomycota, Agaricomycetes, Polyporales, Fomitopsidaceae.